AUGGGGUGGUCCCCCAGGAACGGCCCGCUACUCCAGGCCGCCCGGGCCCCGGGCUCCAGCCCCCUGUCCCCGCAUGACCGGAGAGUCCGGAGGUUCUCGCUGAGACCCCCGCCCGCCAGACCAGCGCCGCCACCGCCGGGGCCCGCCACCCCCUGCCAGGGCCGCGCCUCCCCUCACCCGCAGUCGUCGCGCCGCGCGCUCGGCCCGGGCCGGAUCCCAGCGCGCGUGCGCGUUACCGCCUCCUCGCCCCGGAGCUCCGGGCACAGAGCGAAACGCGGAAGCGGAUCACGGCCUGGGAAGGGAGGGGCGGCACUGGUCAAGCAGAAAAUGUCUGCUCCAAAUAGUAGUUUAGGGACCAGCUGCUUGCUGCUUGUGGCUGCAAAGUCACCAGGCACCACCCUACCAGCAGACGAUGUCAAGAGGACCACUCGAGAGGUGGAAGGCAAUUACCCCGUGUGGAACGAGGUAAAACGCAUCAGGACCCUCAUCUGGCACCUCAGGAACCGCCCCCUGCAAAAUGACUCUUUCCUGCAAGUCACCCUUCAGGACAUGGGCUCAAAAAAGAAGGAAAGGUUCAUUGGCCUGGCCACAGUACUUCUCAAGCCCUUGGUGAAGAAACCAAGUGAGGUUCUUUUCGUGAAGGACCUGACUCUGCUCAACCACUCUAUGAAACCCACAGACUGCACUGUCACCCUACAGGUGGCCCACAUGACCUACAAGGAUAUAGAGAAGAUAGGCGACGAAGGCCUCCUGGCCAUAACUGCUCAAGAGGUGGCCAGGCAGAAAUGGAUGUUCCCCAGUCCCACCGUGAACAAGACUCUGUCCCCAAAGCCUCAGCACUUUCAGGUCAUGGUGGAAGGUCGGAGCCUCAGACUGGGCCACAAGUCCUCCGAUAACCACAUCCCCUGCUUCUCCAGGGGCCAUUCUGGGGAACUUCUGCAUGUGGCUGAUGCUGAUGCGAGGCAGCAGAGAGGCAACAGGAGGGCAAAGUCUGACACGGGGGCUGAUUGCCUGCUUUGGCCACUCUUGUCUCUGAUCGUGGGUUAUCUGCAUGGGUAUCAGUCCCUGAAGAGACUCAGAUUUGACGGAGAUGCAGGGGGCCUCCUGGAGAAUGAAAAGUACCGGAUGGAGGAGCGGAGCCCAGGCCCCCAACGUCAGGCUCCCCUGUCUUCUCCUCUGCAGGUCCGAGUGAAGGUGUUCGAAGCCCGGCAGCUCCUGGGCAACGACAUCAAGGCAGUGGUGAAGGUGCUCAUCGGAGGCUAUCAGCACCACACUCGGAUCAAGAUGGGGAACAACCCUUUCUUCAAUGAGAUCUUCUUCCAGAAUUUUUAUGAGGUUCCAGCAAAAUUCUUCGAUGAGACCAUCUUAAUCCAGGUGAUAAAUUCCACAAUGUCGAGAGUCAAUGCAGAGAUCGGGAGAUUCCAGACAGAUAUCGGGUUUAUCUACCACUCUCCAGGUCACAUUCUCCUAAGGAAAUGGUUAGGCCUCUGCCAGCCAAAUGAACCCAGCAGUGGUGUGAGAGGCUACCUGAAAGUCACCAUCUGUGUCCUCGGUGUGGGAGACCAGGCCCCGGUAGAUCAAAAGCUGGCCUAUGAGGCUGGCGACACUGAAACUCAGGUCUUCAAGUCAACGGUGGUGCCGGUCAGCAUGGCCUGCUUGCAGUUCUUCGUCUACUGCGCCGAGGAUCUCCAUCUCACAAAACACCACUUAGUGAGUCCUAUGUUGGAGGUGGAACUAGUUGGGGAAAAGCUGAAGACACACGUCCAGCCACAGACGGACACCCCAAUUUGGAACCAGAUCCUGACCUUCCGGAUACAGAUGCCCUGCCUCUCCAGCUACAUCAAGCUCAGAGUCUUAGACUGCCCCAGGAACAGGUGCCAAGAUGAGAUUGGGACAGUCAGCCUGUCCCUCAACCAAAUUUCAUCCACUGGAGCAGAAAUAGAAGGCAAGCAAGCUCCCGCCCCCGACCUCUUGCUCCUCCCCCACCUGGCCCCGCCCCUCUCACCCUCUCCUCCUCCAGGAAUGUACUCAGGCUUCCUGCCCUGCUUUGGCCCCACCUUCCUUACUCUGCGUGGGGGUAAAAAGGCCCCUUUCAGGAUCCAGGAAGAAGAUUCUAAUAUUCCCAACGCUGUUAAGGAUGGUUUAGCUUAUCGAGGCCGAGUCUUCCUAGAGAUAAUCACCCACAUGAAAUCCCAUCAAGACACUAUAAUGAAGGAUCUGUCCCAUGACGUGAUCAGUGUGGAGAAGCAGCAGAACCGCCAAAAGUAUGGGCUGUGCGUCAUCUUCCUUUCCUGUACCAUGAUGCCCAGCUUUAGGGAUCUGAUCCAAUUCGAGGUCAGUAUUGGCCACUAUGGAAACAAGAUGGACCUGAGUUACAAGCCCCUCGUCUCAACCACACAGUACAGCCCGGUGAUAUACGAUGGGAACAUCUACCAUUACGUGCCCUGGUACAACACCAAGCCCGUCGUGGCUGUGACCUCCUACUGGGAGGACGUCAGCUUCCGCAUGAACUGCCUCAACCUCCUCCAGUUCACGCGGGACCGCCUGAAAGCCAACCUGGACACUCUGAAAUCCAUGAGGAAUCCGAGGGACCCAGCUCUACUCCCCCACUGGGAGAAACUGCUGAGGGAGCUGGUAGAGGACUGCAAGCGCCCUCUGCCCUGCAUGACUGACCAACCCAAGGCCACUGACCUGGACAAGAAGAGGUGGCAGCUCCGAAGCCUCCUUCUGAGGGAAUUGGCCCAAAACGCCAAGAAAGCCCAGCCCAGGGACAUGGUGGCCACCGUGGAAAGCUGGCUGUGCCGCCUCAAUGCCGUGCUCCCUGAGCCCCAGGUGAGCCUUCCAGACGUGAUGAUCUGGCUGAUGUCCCGGGAGCAGCGAGUGGCCUACGCCCAGGUGCCUGCCCACAGUAUCCUGUUCUCUCCGGCCGGGGCCCUGCACUCCGGCAGGUUCUGUGGGAAGACACAGACCCUCCUCCUGCAGUACCCAGAGGGGGAAGGAGAAAAGGACACGCUCCCAGCCCAGCUCCGCGUCUGCAUGUGGCUUGGCAAUGUGAAGGACAGCAAGGAUCUGCAGCUGCUCCGCCAGGGCGAAGUGGUCGUAUAUGCAGAGACGUACGAGAACCAGGCCAAGUACAAAGACCAGUGGGGGCAGCAGGGGCUGCAUCGCUGCCCGAACUUCUCGGACGUCAUGGGGCGCAAGGCUAUCCCCAAGGAGGACUUCAGGGAGCCCCAUGGGUGGCACUGGCAGGGGAAGUGGACAGUGGAGCCUCAAAGGAGACUUCUCCUGGACACAGACAUCAACAAGAGCCAGGUGCUGGAGGAGGUGUAUGAGAACCAGCGCCGGGACACAACAGGGGCCUGGGUGCCCGCCACCAUCCCCAACACGGACGUGAAAGGAGAGCCCGUGGAGGCCCGGGAGAACAUGAAGUGCCCCAAAGGCUGGCACGUGAAUGACAACUGGGCUGUGGAGCUGAACCACGCAGUGGACAAUGAAGGCUGGGAGUACGGCAUGGGCAUCCAGCCCUCAGGCCUGCCCCUGGUCUGGAACUCGGUGGAGAAGACCUACUACUCACGCCGCCGCCGGCGAUGGGCACGUGUGCGCUACCGGGACCAUGGGAGGCUGAGCCAUGAGCAGGAGACCCUGUCCUUCCUGCAGCUGCACCACCCCAGCCUGGCUGAGGAUGAGGCAGGCUGGGAAUAUGGCAUCUUUGGCUCCAAGUUCCACCUGAACCCUCAGCCCCAGAGCCAGUUCCGCCGCCGCUGCUGGCACCGCAGGCUGGUCCCCAACAAGGUCAAGGGCAUUGCACCCAUAUUCCUCCUGGAGGGAUCCUUGAACAUAGACAUGAAAGAGCAGGCCAGGAAGGAAGCAGACAUGGCAUCCUCGAUACGGAGAUUGGACAGAAUCAGGAGCUCCUGGAGGGCUCCCCCAGAGAUGACUCAGCCACCCACCCUGCCCUUCAUCUACUACAUCUUCAACAGUGAGCAUUCAGCUGAUGGUCUGCUUGGGUGGCCCCGUAUCUGAGGGCAGGGAGCAGGGGCUGUGGGUUGGGGAUCCCAAGGCAACUGGUGGACACAGCUGCUCUCUUACCCAGAGCCCCACUACUACCAGCUCUUCUGCUAUAUCUACCAGGCCCGGAACCUCAUGUCCAACCAGAUCCAGACUUUCCAGGGGCCCUUCAUUCGGCUAGUCUUCUUGAACCACAGCCAGUGCACCCAAACCCUGAGGAGCUCUGCCGCCCCUACCUGGGCCCAGACGCUCAUCUUCCAGCACCUCCUCCUGUACGAGAACCCCGAGGACACUAAAGAGAGCCCGCCAUUUGUGGUAUUGGAACUGUGGCAGCGGGACCCCAAGGGCAAGGAGAGCUUGUGGGGACGGAGCAUGUGGGCACCGGUGGUCUGGCUGGAUGUCCAAAAACGGAUCCUGCCCCCCAUGAGGUGGCACCCCCUUGUAAAAGGGUUGGAGGACGAAGAGGGCGAGAUCUUGGCGUCCUGUGAGCUGAUCCUUGAGACUGAGGUGCUGGGAGAGAGGCAGCUGCCCAUCUUAAGUGUUCCCUGGAAAAACGGGAUCUACAUCCUCCCCAAGAGCAUCCAGCCCACGCUAAGGAAGAUGGCUAUUGAGAUGCUGGCCUGGGGCCUUCGGAACAUGAAGCAGGUGCGUUCGCCCCAGCUCCUGGUGGAAUGCUGGGACGAGUCCCUGCAGACAGAGCCCAUCCGGGACUUCCAGACCAACCCCAACUUCACCCAGUCAGCCCUCUUCCUCACACUGCACAUGCCCACGGACGAGACCUUUGCCCUGCCCCUCGUGCUGAAGGUGGUAGACAACAAGGACUUCGGCCAGCAGACCCUGGUGGGUCAGGCCAACAUCGACUCCCUCCAGCCCUACUUCUGUGACCCCUGGGCUGAGGACUACAUGCCCCCACAGCCUCCACUGCUGUCUGUGAAAAAGUACCAGGAGGUCCUAGGUUACCUCUAUGAAAAGUUCUGGUUCAAGUCCAGCAAAGCUGAGGAUGACUACGAGCAUGAAGUGGAUUGGUGGAGUAAGCUGCUCUGGGCCACAGGAAACAUUCCCAAGACAGUGAAGUACAAGUACAAAGACCUUCACACCCUGGAGGUAUACGACUGCGAACUAGAGGCCGUGCCGGCCUUCCGAGGCCUGCAGGACUUCUGCCAGACCUUCAAACUUUACCAGGAACGGCCCCAGCUGGACAGCCCUGUGGUAGGGGAGUUCAAGGGCCUAUUCCGUGUCUACCCCUUUCCUGAGAAUCCAGAAGCCCCCAAGCCCCCUCGCCAGUUCUUGCUUUGGCCAAAGAAAGAGGACUUCCCGCAGCAGUGUGUGGUGAGGGUGUACAUGGUGCGAGCAAUCAACCUGCAGCCCCAAGACACCAAUGGUCUGUGCGACCCUUAUGUGAUCCUGAAACUGGGAGACACAAAGGUUGGCAACCGCGAUAAGUACCAGCCCAACACCUUGGAUCCCAUUUUUGGCAUGAUGUUUGAACUGAGCUGCACCAUCCCCCUGGAGAAGGACCUAGAGAUCCAGCUGUAUGACUUUGACCUACUUUCACCUGAUGAUGAGAUUGGAACCACAGUCAUCGACCUUGAAAACCGACUCCUCUCUGGCUUUGGGGCGCGUUGUGGGCUCUCUAAAUCCUACUGCCAGUCAGGCCCCUUUAGGUGGCGGGAUCAGAUGCCCCCCAGCUUGCUCCUGGAACACCAUGCCAAGCGGAAAGGAUUGCCUCCGCCUCUGUUCAGCCCUGAGGAGGACUCCGUGUUAUACAAUGGGAAAAAAUUCAGACUGCAAAGCUUCGAGCUCAAGCCCCCUACUGCUCGUUAUUUGGGACCUAAGAAAGAACGCCUUGCGCUGUACCUCCUGCAUACCCAGGGGCUGGUACCCGAGCACGUGGAGACCCGCACACUGUACAGUAACAGUCAGCCGGGUAUUGACCAGGGAAAGGUGCAGAUGUGGGUGGACAUCUUCCCUAAGAAGCUUGGGCCCCCCGGCCCCCCGGUCAACAUCAGCCCCAGAAAACCUAAAAGGUAUGAGCUGCGCUGCAUUAUCUGGAAAACUGCCCUGGUGGACCUGAAAGAAAACAGUUUAGGUUCCGAGAAGAUGAGCGACAUCUAUGUCAAAGGGUGGUUAUUCGGGCUAGAGAAGGACAUGCAGAAAACGGACAUCCACUACCACUCCGAGAUGGGUGAGGGCAUCUUCAACUGGCGGUUCGUCUUCACCUUGGACUACCUGGCAGCAGAACAAAUGUGCGUCUUGAGCCAGAAGGACUACAUAUGGAGCCUAGACCCGACAGUGAUGAAGUUCCCAGCCCGGCUCGUCAUCCAGAUCUGGGACAAUAACAUCUUCUCCACUGAUGACUUCCUAGGGAUCCUGGAGCUGGAUUUGCCUGACAUGCCCUUCCCGGCCCGGGACUCCAAGCUAUGCUCCAUCAGGAUGACCGAUGCAGAUCCCAAGUGGCCCCAUUUCCUCCAGUACAAGCACUUCUCCCUCUUUAAGAUGAAGACUGUAACUGGCUGGUGGCCUUGCCAGGUCCUCAAUGGUGGCAAAUGGCGCUUGUCGGGUAAAGUGAAGAUGACCCUGGAGAUUCUGACAGAGAAGGAAGCUUUAAUCAAACCUGCAGGACGAGGCCAGUCAGAACCCAACCAAUACCCCACACUCCAUCCACCUCCACGCAGCGACAUGUUGUUCAUGUGGUUUCGGUCACCUGUUACAAACUUCAUCAGGGUGGUCUGGAGACGCUCUCGCUUCAAAAUCAUAGCCAUUGCAAUCAUACUGGUUAUGGGGCUUCUGCUGUUCAACUUUAUCUAUUCAGCUCCGAACUAUUUGGCCAUGAACGUGAUCAAACCUGAACUUCGGCUGAAUGCUCCCGUUGAGUUUCAGGCCAACAUCGUCUAUUCACUAAACACCAGUGAUACCAACCCUUCCAUCCCCACAACUCAUCAUCUGAGCCUCAAGCCUACAACAGGCCCUAAGCCGAAACUCCUCUAGCGACCCAGGAAUCACCUGCAAGAUAUGUUUCCACAACUUCCAGCCCCACAAGCCUAAUUCUCUCAUUUCUGCCUGACUCUCCUCCUGCCACCAACAGCUCUCCCCUUGGCCUUCCUACCAGUUCGUUAGUUCUAGCGGCUAGGGAGAUUCCAGCCAUUCUGCUCAGAAACCACCUCAAUGAGAAGGGCAGAGUUGCAAUUUUCUGUUGAAAUAAAUCAGUUUUGUAACAGCUCUGUUACAAAACUUGUAUUUCAGCAGUCUAUUUCUCUUGUAAUCUGGGGGGUUGACGACACCACAAAUGGCUGAAGAGGCCAGCCUAUCUGACCAGGCCCGCAAGGGGGGAAUGAUGCCACCUUCAUGCACCACCCCUGGUCUUUAGUCAGGGAACCAGAAGGAGAGGGUGGCUCCCAUGGGCGAAGCAGCCUGACCAGGCCUCGCAGGCACCCCUUCCUUCCCUGCUCCUCUGCCCUAGGGCCUCGUAAGGUGAAAGAUCCCUGCACGCAGGGGCAACUCCCUCCUCUAGACACACCUGGGGUGCAAGCGCCCAGAACCUUGGGCCCCACUCACAAUGGGAAACAUAUGUUUCUAGAACAAAAGGCAAGAGCCAGGGCAGAACUUACCAUGCUGGUCUGAGGGAUUCCUCACACUGCACAUUUCUCAGAGGCCGGCCUCAGGAUGGGGAAGUGCACGGAUGUCCUCCCCGCCCGUGGCAUGGAACCUCCAGGAGCUCAUGAGCUAGAAUCACACACAGCCCCCA
Molecule: messenger RNA, 7753 nt
Organism: Sus scrofa (pig)
Lineage: Eukaryota; Metazoa; Chordata; Mammalia; Artiodactyla; Suidae
Source: RefSeq, a predicted model, not a curated record